Messenger RNA from Cooperia oncophora, 915 nucleotides. NCBI's taxonomy places the organism in Eukaryota, Metazoa, Nematoda, Chromadorea, Rhabditida, Trichostrongylidae. The record is from the annotation of a GenBank genome assembly.
AUGCGGAGCAAGAAAGCAAGUAAUAGAAUCGAUGGAGAACGCUCUCGAAUCCGUUUCGUACCGCCGUUACUCGCAAUACUCGGAAGGUCCAUAAAAUUCUAUCACUGUUGCUCUCACAACCCAGCAUCCAAGUUCCUCGUGGCAAAAUCUCGAUUCACAAGAGCUCCAAAUGAAACAAGCAGUAAAGCAUGGUAUGGAUCCAUGUCAAAGACAAAGUGUAAAGUCAGCGUGCGCUUGUACGCUUCGAAGCCCAUGAUUGAGCGUUACUGCGUCUCUGUUUACAACAAUCUCGUCCUAGCGAAAAAUCAGCCCAGCCUCAUUUGGAGAUAUUUUCUGCGAUUUCUUUUCCUUCCAUCAUUGUUGAUGUUGUCAACAAAGGCUUUGCCAUUAGGUCGGUGCUUUUCGGCAACUGCUACAUCAUUUGCCAAAGUGAACACUGUGGCCAUAGUUGGUGCUGGUCUCAUGGGAUCAGGAAUUGCUCAGAUAACAGCCGCUGCAAAACUGAAUGUAUCAUUAGUGGACCAGUCCGAUGAAAUUCUGGAAAAGGCUCGAAAAACCAUCGACACAAACUUGAGACGAGUAGCCAAGAAGAAGCACGCUGAAGAUAAAACUAAGAAUAUUGAUGUGAAGUCGAAAACUUUCAGUGAAAUCGAGAAAAAAUUAGCUAAACCCUCAGCUAUUUUAACAACUAAUACGUCGUCAUUUCGCUUGGCUGACAUUGCUGUCAAUCUGAAAUCAAAAAGUCAAUUCGGUGGGCUUCAUUUCUUCAAUCCAGUGCCAGUUAUGAAACUCCUCGAGAUUGUACGUCACGAUGAGACGUCAAAGGAAACAUUCGAAACUCUCAUGGAGUAUGGUAAGGAUAUUGGGAAGAAGACGGUGGCGUGUAAGGUCAGUCUACGCUUUAUCCGCACAUAA